Drepanopeziza brunnea f. sp. 'multigermtubi' MB_m1 is the source of this 2436-nucleotide messenger RNA. RefSeq lists its product as uncharacterized. NCBI's taxonomy places the organism in Eukaryota, Fungi, Ascomycota, Leotiomycetes, Helotiales, Drepanopezizaceae. The record is from RefSeq and is a predicted model, not a curated record.
AUGCUCAUGCCCAUGCCCAUGCUCAUGCUCAUGCUCAUGCUCAUGCAUGCCGAUCUCGACACCCCCCGUCUACACAUCGACAUCCCAACUCCCAAGCGCAAUAAAACACACACUCUCUUUUUCCCGGUGUUUUUGUUGACUUUCCUCGACUUUCCUCCGCUUUCCUCCAUCCAGCCGCCCCCCAUGUUCUCUCCAACUCUGUUGAGAGCAGUCCUAUUGGCAUUUGCCGCUUCGGGUACCCUUGCCCAUUCGCAUCUUCACGUCAGGCAGAACCAAUCCGAACGGGUUCCAAAGCCUGUAGGAGAUGCACUCCAAAAAGCUGCCGCUAUAGUUGACACCGUACUCACCAGGCUCAUGAAUGGCAAGACCGUCGCUGCAAAUACCACGGUGCAGCAGCUUGCGAUUGCCGCUCCUAAAGCCGCCUCGGUCGGAACCAGUGUCAAGAGCACCGUCUUGAUCUUGGCCCGUGAUGAGGCUUCGGCAUACUCCGCCACAUCGGGCCUUAACGGUUACGGCAUCCCCUACGAAGUUGUCCAGUUUCCGCAAGGCGGCGGCACACUCCCAACCCUCAACAGCUCUACCGCCACGGGCAACUAUGGAUCAAUUGUCAUUCUCUCCGAGGUCUCUUACGACUAUGGUGGAAGCAUCGGCUUCCAGAGUGCCCUUACGUCUGCUCAAUUCGCCACUUUGUACCAAUACCAAGUCAGUUUCGGCGUCCGCAUGGUCCGCAUCGAUGUCUAUCCCAGUUCAGCAUUUGGCACUGCUGCUAUUGCGGGCGGAUGCUGCGAUGCGGGUGUCGAGCAGCUCGUCAGCAUUUCCAGCACUGCUGCGUUUCCAAAUUCGGGAAUGAAGGUUGGUGCCGGUGUCAGCACAGCUGGUCUCUACCAUUAUCCUGCAACCAUCUCCAACUCGUCCAUCGCAACGGAAUUCGCCUCUUUUGCACCAGCCGCGGGCUUCCCCAGCAAAUCCACUGCGGGGGUCAUCAACACGAUCGAUGGUCGCCAGCAGAUGGUCUUCUUCAUUAGUUUCGCAGCAGAUUGGUCUUCUACAUCCAAUUACCUGCAGCAUGCAUGGAUCACGUGGGUGACCAGAGGCCUUUACACUGGAUUCCGUCGGGUCUACUUGAGCACUCAGGUCGACGACAUGUUUUUGAUCUCGGACAUUUAUAGCCCUGCAGGAACUACGUACCAGAUCACGACUCCGGACCUGGACCAACACGUCACCUGGACCAAGGAUAUCAACACCCGAAUGUCUCCCGGAAGUACCUACUUCAUGGAGAUGGGUCAUAACGGUAAUGGAAACAUUGACAAUGCGGCCAAGGCAACCAACGGCGCUACUACGUGCGGCAUCGGUCCCAUCGACUACCCUGGACAGAAUGAUACCGCUCUUGAGUUCCAGAAACCUUUGGGAACCGGUACCAACUUGUGGCCUUCCACCCCGGCGACGUAUCCCUACACGCUAGCUUGUACGAACUUGGACAAACUGAAGGUCUGGUUCGCGAACCAGGCCAACCUCAACGCCAUGGCCCACGUCUCGCACACCUUUACCCACCUGGACCAGAACAACGCGACGAACUUUGACGUUAAUCGAGAGAUCUCGUGGAAUCAGGCCUGGCUCAAGCAGGUCGGGAUUGCAGCGGCCACCCGAUUCUCGCCUAAUGGCCUAAUCCCACCCGCCAUCACGGGUAUGCACAAUGGGGAUGCCAUCAAGGCGUGGGCGGACAACGGAAUCAAGAACGUCGUCGGCGAUAAUACGCGUCCCGUCUUGAGGAAUAAGGAAAAUGAGAUGUGGCCACUCACCACCACGGUCGCCGACAACGGAUACGCUGGAGUCACCAUUAUCCCACGCUGGGCGACCAACAUCUACUACAACUGCCAACUUCCCGCCUGCACCGUCGCGGAAUGGAUCAACACCUCGGGCGGAUCUGGUGAUUGGGAUACUCUCCUCGCCGUCGAGAAGAACACCAAUACCCGCCACCUCCUUGGUCUGCGCCACGACCCAUACAUGUUCCACCAGGCCAACCUGAACUAUGUCACCGCCGGGACGACGACCAUCAACGGCGUCACCAAGAAGCUCUCCAUGUUGCAAGCCUGGGGCGAGGUCAUCAUCCAGGAAAUGGUCCGUCUUGUCAGCUGGCCCGUAAUCUCGCUAAAGCAGGACGAUAUUGCAGCCGAUUUUACCAACCGCAUGGCACGGGAUAAGUGCAAACCCAGUCUCUCAUUCACUACCAACCCGAGUUCGAAGACCAUCACGGGCGUGACUCUGACGACCACCGGCAAUACCUGCGCUGCGAAGAUUCCCGUAACGGUCCCAGGAAGCGUUACUAGCACCCAAGGCUUCACAACCGAGAAGAUUGGUGGCGACCCGCUCACCAUCUGGGUUUCCAUGUCCGGAUCUCCCGUGACCUUCACGCUGAGCACCCCUGUGGCGUACUAG